AUGUUCCAGUUCCACGCCUCCCACGACGCACACGCUCCCGCCGUGGUCCUGUCCCACCCUGCCCCGAAGGCCCACGUGCCUGUCCCAGUGCCCGUGAGCCACGACGUGGCGCACGUGGCGCACGAGCCCGUGGCGUACCACUACGACUACCACGUGGUGCCUCCGUGCGCGCUGGCCAAUCAGCAGGUGUACAACAUCACCGUGUGUCUGGACGACGCUGAGUACCCUACGGAGACGAUUUUGCACGAGUUGAAGAGAGACCCUCUGCUGACGGCGCGGCUCAUGAGUGACGUCACCUACCAGUCAGCUGAUAACCUGGUGGACGGUCUGACCAAGGCUGAGGAGGAGCAGUACUCGCGGCAGCACUACUACGGAGAGGCCGGACAUGACGCUCACCUGCCGACGACCAGCGGCUACGCCUACUCGGACAGUUACCAGCGUGACGGCGGCUACAUCUGCCCGUCUGACGUGUUCUAUGCCCGCGUGAAGCGCGCCGUCAACACCUACAACGAGUGGAAGGUGAUUGUGAACAUGCCGGACGCCUUCGUCCACGAUCCCGCCUACAAGCAGUACGUCCAGACUUCCCGUCUCGAGAGCUGCGUACACCCGGGCGGCGCGUGCAGCUUCGUGGACCACCUGUUCCCCUCCUCCUGUCUGCAGAAGCAUGCCUUCGUCCGCCUGGUGGCGUACGACCCCAAACGAGGCCUGCAUAUCGACUCCUUCAAGCUGCCCUCUGCCUGCUCCUGCCACCUGGCGCCGAAGGGUGGAGUUUACCGUGCGUGAUCGCUGCGCCCGAUGCUCCUGCCAUCUGCUGACCAGGAGGAAAGUCUGCCACGCGUCAUCACCAAAGCUGGUGGUGUUGCACUCUGAUUCACUUGCAGGGGCGUAGUUUCAACAAAUGAGUUUGGGGCUGAACAUUGAAAAAUGAUUCAGCUUACCGCCAAAAGAGGCCAACAAACAAGUCUCUCCCCAGAUUUGGCCCAUUUUCUUCCGUAACUUGGCGGGGAGCUGGAGUCAACGACCCCGCCCCCCCCGUCGGGGGGGGGGG
Molecule: messenger RNA, 1048 nt
Organism: Pollicipes pollicipes
Lineage: Eukaryota; Metazoa; Arthropoda; Thecostraca; Pollicipedomorpha; Pollicipedidae
Product: neurotrophin 1
Exons: 5
Coding region: 1-783 (260 amino acids)
Biological process (GO): innate immune response; central nervous system formation
Cellular component (GO): extracellular region
Molecular function (GO): Toll binding; growth factor activity
Source: RefSeq, a predicted model, not a curated record